Messenger RNA from Cavia porcellus (domestic guinea pig), 3278 nucleotides. It is a transcript of the gene Znf300, whose product is annotated as zinc finger protein 300. The record is from RefSeq and is a predicted model, not a curated record. Gene Ontology annotation, biological process: regulation of DNA-templated transcription. NCBI's taxonomy places the organism in Eukaryota, Metazoa, Chordata, Mammalia, Rodentia, Caviidae.
CUCCAGAACAAAGUCCCCGGUACAGAAGAGCAGGGGCCCAGAGCCCAGCGCCCCGCGCUCCCACAGGAAGCAAGAGAGAGCUUACCAAUAUGGCUGUGAUAGCUGUCACUUUUAAGCUGUGAUGGGCGUCUCGGGGCCUGACCGAGCUGAUGGUCAGAAGAGGAUUCCCCUCUUGCUCUGAACCAAUUCAACCUUCUCAUGACUCUUUCUAAGGAAAUGAGAAAUACCAAGUUUGUACCUUCGUAUAUCAUGCCUCCGUGAACUGCUGCCCAGCCAUGCCACCCUGCCUUGGGGCCAACUGAGUAUGGACUGAAACCUCCAAAAACUGUAAGAAAGUUUUCUUUCCCAACUUUGGGCUUCAGGUAUUUUGUCUCAGCAACAAGUAAAAGGUAACUAAGACAAUCAGCAGUAAAAAUUUGAACAAAAUAUAUUAAAAUUAACAUUUUAUUUAAUGAAUAUUGAUUUGAGAAAAGAGUUUGCUAUGGUAGGGGAAAAUAUGAGAGCUCUUGGGAUUAAAAUUUGAGCUGCUGGUUCUUUUUAGAGAAAGGGAAAAACGUUUAGUCACUCCUUACUACCAGAGAACUCUAUCUGCAGUUAUAUCUUUAUGAAUAUAUCCAUGAUUACUGUCUUGUGAUAAUGUUCCACAACAAAAUUGCUGGUUCCCAGAAGGCACAAUAAGUUAUUAGUAAAUUAACUGGAAAUGUGUCUCUACAUCAAUGAAAAAACACUCUUCCUUGUUCUGUGAGUAAUCAUAAUGUAGCCAUUACACGGCUACGUUCGCGUAGCCGUGUAAUGGCUACAAUAAUACACAUAUAAUAAGCACAAGAGGAGAAAACAUUUGUUGAUCAGUACCUUCUGAAAUGGUGCUUACUGAUGUUUCUGUAAGGCUCAAACAACUCUCUCCUUCACAGUGAUCCUUAUCCACUUGAUUUCUGAUGGUCAUUGUUUCAGGAAUGUGGAAGCCACAAAUGAGUCUAGACUGCAAAAACUUAAUUCUGAUCACCAAAUUUUGCUUUUUCAGGCAUCUGCCCUUUUGGAAGAGUACAAAAAAUGAAGUCCCAGAGGUUGGUGUCAUUCAAGGAUGUGGCUGUGGAUUUUACCCAGGAAGAGUGGCAGCAAUUUUACCCUGUUCAGAGGACCUUGUACAGAGAUGUGAUGCUAGAGAUAUAUAGUCACAUGGUCUCAAUGGGGUAUCCUGUUUCCAAACCAGAUGUCAUCUCCAAAUUGGAACAAGGAGAAGAUCCAUGGAUCAUAGAGACAGAUAUGCCAAACUGGAUCUACCCAGGAAAGAAAAAUAAUCUUCAUAACUCACAAUCAUGUAUUUUGGGAACUGUUUCAUUCCAUAAUAAGAUAUUGAAAGGAGUGGCACCCAUUAUAAAAAUCUACCAUAAUGAUGGACAGCUGCAGACAUUUCAGGAAAAUCAAGACAAACUUUUCAAGCCAUUUACAUUUACCAGUAGCAAAGCAGUGUUUGAUGCUCCAGUGGUGCAAGUGGUUAGCGUGUGGUACUUAUACAGCAAAGGAGUGUUUGAAGCAUCAAGUCAUAAAUAUAAUGCAUUGGAAAAAAUAUUUCAAGAGUACAUAAAGCCAGGUAUGCUAAAAGAAAGACUUCAUAAAUAUGAUUCAUUUAAAAAGAAUAUAAAACCAAGCACUGACCUACCUAGUUACACUGCAAAUAAUUCAAGGAAAAACUUAGAUGAGAAUUUUGGUGAUGCAAAAACAUCUAGCCACAAUGUAUCUAAUUCUAAUCUUGAGACAUUACACAAUGGAAUAAUAACCUAUAAUGAUAAUCUAUGUGAAAACAUUUUCAUCAAUAAACAAUCCCAUAUUCAAUAUAAGAAUAUUGAAACUAAGGAGAAAACCUGUGUCUGUAUAACAUGUGGAAAAGCUUUUGCUAAGAAGUCACAGCUCAUUGUACAUCAAAGAAUUCAUACUGGAAAGAAAUCACAUGAUUGUGGCACGUGUGGAAAAGCCUUCAGUGAGAAGUUUCACCUCAUCAUACAUCAAAGACCUCAUACUGGGGAAAAACCAUAUGAUUGUUCUGAAUGUGGAAAAGCAUUCUCUCAGAAAUCAUCUCUCAUUAUACAUCAGCGAGUUCACAUUGGAGAAAAACCAUAUGAAUGUAAUGAAUGUGGAAAGGCCUUCUCUCAGAAAUCACCCCUCAAUAUACAUCAGAGAAUUCACACUGGAGAGAAGCCUUAUGAAUGCAGAGAAUGUGGGAAGGCCUUCUCCCAGAAAUCACAACUCAUUAUACAUCAUAGAUCUCACACUGGAGAGAAGCCAUACCAGUGUACUGAAUGUGGAAAGGCCUUUUGUGAAAAGUCCCACCUGAUUAUACAUAAAAGAAUUCACACUGGUGAAAAACCCUAUAAAUGUGUUCAUGAGGAAGCCUUCAGCAGGAAGACAGAACUCAUUACACAUCAGUUAAUUCAUACUGGGGAGAAACCCUACGGAUGUGCUGAUUGUGGGAAAUCGUUCUCCCAUAAGUCACAGUUCAUCAUACAUCGAAGAACACACACUGGAGAGAAGCCUUAUAAAUGUAGUGAAUGUGGCAAAGCCUUCUGUCAGAAAUCACAUCUAAUUGGGCAUCAGAGAAUUCACACUGGAGAAAAACCAUAUGUAUGUACUGAAUGUGGGAAAGCCUUCUCUCAGAAGUCUCAUCUCCCAGGACAUCAGCAAAUUCAUACAGGAGAAAAACCUUAUAUAUGUGCUCAGGGUGGAAAAGCUUUUUCCCAGAAGUCAGACUUGGUUUUACAUCAGAGAAUUCACACAGGGGAAACCUAUCAAUGUGCUACAUGUGGGAAAGCCUUCGUUCAAAAGUCACAACUCACUGUGCACCAGAGAAUUCAUACAGUGAUUAAAUCAUAAUGAACUAACUACAGGAAAGCCUUCAGUAUUGGAUCAGGCCUUAAUAAUUACUAGAAACAUAUUAAUUUGAUAAAUAUGAGUAUGAAAUCUUUAAAGAUAAAUUUGUACAGGGGAAUUAAUUUUUCUAGGAUGAUGAUAACUGAUGUUUUCAGCUAAAAUGAUCAAAAAUAAUUGUAUAAGUGGACUUUUUUGAGACAGGGUCUCACUAUGCAGUUCUGACAGGCCGUGAACUCACUUUGUAGUCCAUUCUGGCCUCAGAUUUGCUGUGAUCCUUCAGCCUGAGCCUCAAAAGUGCUGGUGUUGCAGGAAUGUGCCACCAUGCCCAAAUAAGUGGACUUUUUUGAUACAAACAUGUAAAAGUUUUAAAGUUUCAAACUCAUUAAUCUGUGGAAUAAAACAUGUAUACAGAA